UGUGUGUCUAUGGUAGUCGUCUGAAAUCUAAACAUCGACAUUAACCAUGGAAGAUCUUGAAUCUGAAAAUAUACGCGUUAUUAUAAGAAGUUAUGAAUCAAUAUUAAAAGAAAGAUUUAAUGAUGAAGAUUUCCCUACAAUUACGUCACACGAGCAGCUGAAAGUCGAGAGGACGGUGGACCACUGCUACAGCUUGUUCUCCGAGAGGCUCAAGGUCGACUUGGAGGCCCCCACCCUCAACAGAUACAUGCACGAGAUGUACCUGAAGGUGUCCCUGAGCAGCCUGCCCACCUCUCUGCAGUCGUACGACGCCAGCAGACCGUGGCUGUGCUACUGGAUCGUCCACUCGCUGCAGCUGCUGAACCAGCCUCUGAGCCCGGGCGACUCCUCCAUCGUCGCGCAAUUCCUCGCCAGAUGUCAGUCUCCAGAGGGAGGGUUCGGAGGUGGCCCGGGGCAGAUACCCCACCUAGCAUCCACGUACGCUGCUGUGAACGCGCUCUGCUCCUUGAGUACAGAGGAGGCGUUUCGCGUUAUCAACAGAGAGACGCUGGAGAGGUUCCUGUGGUCGGUGCGCCGGCCCGACGGCUCGUUCGCCGUGCACGUGGGCGGGGAGGUGGACCUGCGAGGGGUGUACUGCGCGGCCGCCGUGGCAAAGCUCACCGGCACCUUCUCCGAGGCCCUGUUCGACGGCUCCGCCUACUGGAUCGUGAGGUGCCAGACGUACGAGGGAGGUUUCUCCAGCACCCCCGGCUCGGAGGCCCACGGGGGCUACGUCUUCUGCGGCAUCGCAGCGCUCUUGCUCCUCGAGAAGCAGCACAUGUGCGACUUGAAGGCGCUCCUGCGGUGGCUGGUGAAUCGCCAGAUGCGGUUCGAGGGAGGCUUCCAGGGCCGCACCAACAAGCUGGUCGACAGCUGCUACUCGUUUUGGCAGGGCUGCUCACUGGCUCUCGUCCACCAGAUCCUCGCAAGCGAAGACCCGUUAACGGUGAAUACAGAUCGUUGGCUGUUCCACCAGGAAGCGCUGCAAGAGUACAUCCUCGUGUGCUGCCAGGCUCCGAAGGGUGGCCUUCUGGACAAACCAGACAAGCGCCCUGAUGCCUACCACACGUGUUACUCUCUGAGCGGCUUGUCCUUGGCCCAGCACCCCAAGACGGGAUCCAGCAUUGUGGUCGGGGAACGGAAUGAAUUGGUUCUUAUUCACCCUGUGUUCAACAUCACACAGAAUGCAGCGCUACUCGCUUCUCGAUACUUCUACAACCUCUCGAGCGCCCAGUCUUGAAGUCCGCCACUGGGUCGUGGGACGUGAGAUGUGCCAAGCGAUGGCUUGGCGAAAAGUGCAAGUCGCCCAGUAUUUUCAGUUCUACAAGACGGAGCAGCAGGGUUGGGGUUAAUGUGUGCGCGUGUUAAUUUAGGACCGGGGCGUGGUUGCGGACGGUGGGAAAAACCACAGUUGCACAGUUAUUAUUGGACACUCAUUUCAGUUCGCAGGCUUUGUUUGUAAGAUGAUAAGUAUCUCAUGUAUGAACGGAAACAUUCAUUUUUUGACAUGCAGAUAUCAACUUCGUGGAACUUAAUACCAAGUGCAGGUUAGUGUUUAAAAGAAAUAAUUUAGUCAGAAUUUAUUGAUGCCAUUAUUUUCAGUGACUUGAUAGGUUGGACUGAAAUGAACAUAAUUUGUUUUUACUGAACAUUGUUAUAGAAAUAAGGAAAUAUUAUGGCUUGUUAUGAUUGGUGCUAGAUAUCGAAUUUAACUGUGAGUCAUGCCCUUUCGAGUUUCUAACUUCUAAUUUCUAAACUCAAGUUUUCAGAAGAUGGUAAAUGACUUCUGUAUAAGAACUUUUGUAGAGCUCAUUAACUAUAUUUUAUUCUUCUUCAUAGUUGUACAAUUCGCAAAGGAAAUGGUUAAAAUUUUAUUAUAAUAUGUUACGAAUCCCUUUGGUCAGUUGUUUCUGUGAAAGGGGAAAAAAAUUUUUUAUAAAACAUGAUAUCAUCGCAGUAUUCUAGGAUAUAUCUUCUCUGGGUAUAUUGUGAACAAUAACCAAUGGUAUGGUAUUGGGGAUGAAUGCGUGCUGAUACUAUUUUGCUGCAACACUCGUUUAUAUAUUACAUUGUUGAUGUUAACUAGCUUUUGGGUAUUAUUCUGCUCUGCCCACCUAUUAGUAGUGUAAAACUAAAGUGAAAAAGAGUAAAAUGGUUUUAAGAUAUUUUUGUGCUUAUUGAGUUAAAAUAAUUUUGUGAUUGAUCAAUAUACACCCAUAAUUUGACUUUCUCAAGAUUUCCUGUUUAAUAAGAAUAAGUUUUUAAACCCUGCAAAAAUAUUCUUAACACUGUUUUACUGUUACAUGUAGCCCCCCUCCCCUUUUUUUUUAAACUUAUAUCUAGAUUUGGCCCUUUCCUGGAUUUUGCAUACUUUUUUCUGGUUUCUUGUGAAGUGUAAAAAAGUAAAUGAAAAGUGGGUUUGGCUUUAUUAUUUCUCAAUAAACCAGCCAUGCAGGCAUACCUUAUGAAAUACAUAUGUUACUUCAGAAUGACUUCCAACUUAUACAUCACUCCCAAUAACAUAAAAACUGAUCUCCGAGCGCCCUGAGAGUACUGUAUGAGACUCAGUGUCGCGGCACUGGGCAUUCAGUUGCGGGGAAGCUGUCGAAGGGAGAGGGUGUGUUUCUCGGCUCCUGAUCAGCGGAAGGGUGACAUGCAUAAGAAAAGGACAGUGUCACCCCUGGCGGAGGAAUAGCUAACUGUUUGCAGGCUGGCGGCAGGUAGUCGCACAGACUUGCGGGGAGGGGGAAGACACUCCUUGCUUGGAACCACUUAGUGCCUGGUCUGGCGGCAUGGUUCAGCAUGUGAUGCCAGCUUUACACGUGUUGCAUGCUAUGCAGAUAAUGCCGUAAUUUCACAGCGAAUAAUAUGCCUGCCAUAUAAUAUAUAAUACCUUUCUCGGAUCAUCUUUUUUGAUGCUUCAUCCACAUACAGGCAUAGUAGUGCAUUGUGUGGUAUACAAGCUUAAAAAUAGCUAACGAUAAUACAGCUGUGACACAAAAAUAUUAUCUUUUAGAAUCAAAUGUUACCAAAGCCAUAAAAGAUUUAAUUUUAUGUAUUUGGGCCAAUUUAUUUCUAUCCACCAGUUGACAAAAUAAUUGCCACAUGAGUAAAUCACGUUAUCACUCUCAAAUAUAAAUAUAUUUAUUAGUGUUUUAUUCUUCUCUGUAUCCCAACUUAGAGCUCUGUUGUGUACAUACAAACACAUUUCAGAACCACAUGAUGACUUCCUAUAUUAAUGCAUUAUAUAGUUUUCACCUUACCCACCCUUCUUAUGUUGCAGAGAAAGUGAGAAACAGGUCAUAGAUUUUCAUUAUAAUAUUAAAUUGUAUUAUCAGUUAUAACACCUGUUUCUGUUUAAAAAAAAUUUCAGUAGAUACGCAGAGCAGUGUUUUGAUUCUACAUUAUAGUGGUGUGCUAUAGAAAUAUAUUAAAAAUAAAAAUUGUGUAAUUAAAA
Bacillus rossius redtenbacheri is the source of this 3496-nucleotide messenger RNA. It is a transcript of the gene Fntb, whose product is annotated as protein farnesyltransferase subunit beta. The transcript has 10 exons. Gene Ontology annotation, cellular component: protein farnesyltransferase complex. The record is from RefSeq and is a predicted model, not a curated record. NCBI's taxonomy places the organism in Eukaryota, Metazoa, Arthropoda, Insecta, Phasmatodea, Bacillidae. Gene Ontology annotation, molecular function: protein farnesyltransferase activity. Gene Ontology annotation, biological process: protein farnesylation. The coding region runs from base 47 to 1279 and encodes 410 amino acids.